This is a messenger RNA of Darwinula stevensoni, 641 nucleotides long. The record is from the annotation of a GenBank genome assembly. NCBI's taxonomy places the organism in Eukaryota, Metazoa, Arthropoda, Ostracoda, Podocopida, Darwinulidae.
GUCCAUUUGAUGAACAAGAUGUUCCUUCUUUCCGAUUUAAACAUUUUCUAGGGACCGAUAAACUUGGUCGUGAUGUAAUGAGUGGUAUGAUUCAGGGAACGCGUGUUGCCAUGAUGGUAAGCAUUCCUAUGGAUAUCCUUAUUUCGCGUUUGAUUGAAGUAAUGGUAUCUGUACCAACGCUUUUGUUGUUGCUUUCUAUUUCUGCCAUUAUGAGUAAGCCUUCUAUUUUUGUAACUAUGAUUGUUAUUGGUUUCUUGGGAUGGACAGGUAUAGCGAAAUAUGUACGUGCAGAGCUUCUUAAGGUUAGAAGUUUAGAGUUUAUUGAAGCGGCACAAGCUUUAGGGUUAAGCGAAGCAAGAGUGAUAUUUAAACAUGCUAUUCCGAAUUCUUUAACUUCUGUUUUGAUUACUAUUGCUUUUGGUGUUGCCGGAGCUAUUCUUACAGAAUCGAGUCUUUCGUUUUUGGGUAUUGGUGUUGCUCCAGAGGAAGUUACAUGGGGUAGUUUAUUGUCUGCCUCGCGAAGUGAUGUUUCGGCAUGGUGGUUAGCUAUUUUCCCAGGUUUUGCCAUUUUCAUUACAGUAACUAUUUUCAAUCUAAUUGGAGAAGGAUUGGCGGACGCUAUGGAUCCUCGAUUGAAACAG